Molecule: messenger RNA, 962 nt
Organism: Anopheles maculipalpis
Lineage: Eukaryota; Metazoa; Arthropoda; Insecta; Diptera; Culicidae
Product: tubulin polyglutamylase complex subunit 2
Biological process (GO): protein polyglutamylation
Source: RefSeq, a predicted model, not a curated record
AUGCUUUGCAAUGCACGUUUCAAGUAAACAUUGCGAUACCUUCUACUCGGUUACAUCGCCCUAGCAACGAGUUCGUUUGAUUGAUAUUUUAUUUGUUUGGGUUACUGCGUGAUGGCCAGCCUUAAAAUCGGAAAUGAUACGGAAGAUAUGUUUUACGAGAAUCUUUCCCUUGGCUUAGCGAAAGUUUUAAACAACAUUCCCAGAAUAACCAACGUAACGUUGGAAAAAAGACUUCCUUGUGAAAAGGCACAAGUUACGGCAUGGGAAUCCCGGCACAAUGUGUAUUUGCCAGAUGACAUGAAAAGAUUCUACCUUUCCACCGAUGGAUUCAAUUUCUACUGGAGUUACCAAUAUUCCCCCAAUGACAUAAGACGUGUUGGUCACAUCCACUUUCCACAUCUGAUUCAGAUAACACUCGUGAGGGACAACAUCGACACCAUCUUAACCGUCAGCCCAAACACGACCCUCACGGUUCCGCCCAUCAUCCGUCAGUCGAACUAUGUCGAUAUGAGCUCGGGUCAUUUAGAUCAUCUGAAUUUAAAUUCGAGAAGCAAAAUUUUUGAACUAAGCACCAUAGCUAACCUGGCCAAGGUGUGCCUUGUUUACGAGACACCAGAAAGCUCGAGCCCAAAAAUAUUUCUUCUUGAGACAAACUCGCUGCGGUGGCAAUUUCUGGCCGAAUCGUUUACCGAGUAUUUACGAAUGAGUAUCGCACAUUUGGGCUUACCGUACUGGGAGCUGUGCUUUUCCAGCUGUGGCUUACCGGCCUGGACUGAGCAGCUAUUUCUACUAUUGGCACCGCACCUGUUGGAGAAAAACGAUAACCGUCGAUUGAAAAACAUUGUAUGCAUCAAUGAAAAUCCACCCUACAAUGUGUUAGAUCCUGCAGUGUUUCGGACGAAAUUACGUUGCUCACGUCAGACACAGAAAAUGCGUUUGAAUAAUUAGUAACGUUAUAAUAU